Pipistrellus nathusii (Nathusius's pipistrelle) is the source of this 666-nucleotide messenger RNA. The record is from the annotation of a GenBank genome assembly. NCBI's taxonomy places the organism in Eukaryota, Metazoa, Chordata, Mammalia, Chiroptera, Vespertilionidae.
AUGGCCCAGGGAUUGAUUGAGGUGGAGCGAAAGUUCGUUACUGGGCCUGAAACAGAAGAACGGCUGCAGGAGUUGGGGGGCACCCUGGAGCACCGGGUCACCUUCCGAGACAUCUACUAUGAUACCCCUGAGCUGAACCUCAUGCGGACCGACUAUUGGCUGCGACAUCGAGAAAACAGUGGUUGGGAGCUCAAAAUUCCUGGAAUGGCAGGUGUCUCUGGACCCCACAAUGUGUACUUGGAACUCACAGCUGAGCCUGAAAUUGUGGCCCAGCUCUAUAAGGUGCUGGGUGCUGAAGUCCUGGGGGCUGAGGAUGUGGCUGCUGUGCUGGGGCCACUAGGUCUGCAGGAAGUAGCUAGUUAUGUGACUAAUCGUAGUGUCUGGAAACUGGUGCUUUCCAGAGCUGAUCAAGAGGAGCUUCCGCUCAGGGUGGACCUGGACACAGCCGACUUCGGCUACGCGGUGGGUGAAGUAGAGGCCCUGGUGCACAAGGAGGCCGAAGUCCCAGCAGCCCUAGAGAAGAUCAACAAGCUCAGCAGCAUGCUUGGUGUGUUGGCACAGGAGAGUGCACCCUCCAAGCUGAUCGUGUACCUACAGCGUUUCCGGCCUCAGGACUACCAGCGCCUACUAGAAGUAUAUGGCUCCAGAGAAGCCAGAGGGGACUAA